Messenger RNA from Annulohypoxylon truncatum, 1718 nucleotides. RefSeq lists its product as uncharacterized. NCBI's taxonomy places the organism in Eukaryota, Fungi, Ascomycota, Sordariomycetes, Xylariales, Hypoxylaceae. Bases 178 to 1371 code for a protein of 397 amino acids. The transcript has 2 exons. The record is from RefSeq and is a predicted model, not a curated record.
CACGACGAGGCACAAGAUGUAGCAGCGCAGGCCUCGCCUAGUCCCUCCGCUGCUAGCACUGGAAACAUUGCGCAGAGUGCCGCGGGCUCAUCACACGGCCAUGCUUCUUCAGCCGAGACCACGACCGAUGACGAACCUAACACCGCCGCGACAGGUGCGAAAAAGACACAAGAUGUGAUGGCACCGCAGGCCCCUCCUAGUGCCGCUCGUGCUGAUAUUAGAAGCAUUGCGCAGAAUGCCGCGGGCUCACCAGACGACGAUGACAAGCCUCGCGCCAACCCGAGAACUGCGGGUGGUAUUGAUCACAGUACCGUAACACCUGACUUCUUACGCUUGGAUAUGCAAACGCCAACGCCUUCAUGUAUCACCGAAAACAACCGAACCAACGCUUACGGCGGCACGCGCACUCCUGGAGGAGGAUACGCCGCCGCAGCACCUCGCCCAACAACUCUUCAAGACUAUGAGACCCAAAUUAGAAAAUACGAUGAACAGUACACACGAAAAUCCCAAAAGCUACAUCAGUCCUACUAUGUCGAUAAUGGGCAGGUUUCAGACGGCGCCAACGCGCCUCGACCUUCUGCGCCAGCGGCUCACAACCAGCGCCCGUCGCCAAACUCAUCCUUGUGGUCCGACGGAAAUCCGUUGGCCAACGGCCGAGCCAUGGGUAUGCAGAAUACCGGAGGCAUCAGCAACUCGUACAACGGCGUCGCUCGCGCCAGUCCCAGCCAUAUUUCAUACGACCCGCCCGCUCCGCCGCCCGCCCCCACAGCGUUUCACCAUCGGAGAUCGUCGCGUAUUCCAUCCUGGUGUUCAGCCGGAAAUACCUCCACCAACAAUCAAGCCAUAGGUAUGCAGAAUACUGGAGGCGUUAGCUACACCGGCAACCCCGGCGGUUAUGGCCAAGCUUCAUACGUCCCCGUUCCCGCAUCUCAACCCUUCUUCCCAGCGGAUUACUCCCGCAGACCGCCUGGUUCAUACUUGUGGUCCGACGGCAAUCCCUUGCACAAUGGCCGAGCCAUGAAUAUCCCGGGUACCACGAACACCAGCAACACCGGCAAUCGCGCCGCCGCCCCUGCCAGCACCAAUGCGAACGCUACCGGCGGUUUCGAGCCCCGAACCACCGUUGCUGCCGGUACAGCUCGCCGACCUAGCAGUGUCAAUGCUACGGGAUCUACUACGAACGUCUCCUCCGAACAACGUCCUCAGAAGCGACGUGCCGUGGCUGCACGCGAAUCUACCCCGCAGCCUGGCAAGAGCGAGGAUAAGGAUGGUGACAAGGGAUCAGACGCGGGUGGUAUGGUGUCCCCACGAGUGCAGAAAAAGGAUGAGGAUGAACAGGAUAGCCCUGUUCGAAAGGGUCGUGAUAAAUAGGUGUGGAAUAAGAUGAGACGGUAAAGAUGGGCAUUGAAAGUUACGCUGUAGAAAGUCUUGGGAAGUAGCUGGCAAUCGUCUCAUGAUACCUGUAUAACUCAGUCAUGUUUCCUCCCUAUUUUCACUGGAUUGGUUUGGUAUUGUCGGAUAGGAUCGGAUAGGAUCGUGUGGCUUGUCUCUGAGAGGUUAGGACCGCUUGGAUCCAACCUAAUGAUGAGCCACGCGUUAUUCAAUGAACACACACGGAUUAACAUAUCUCGCCGUACUGAUUUUGUGCAUGUUAUUUGAGGCCGUAACAAAACUCGUGGUUAAGGACAUAGGGUUUGGUUUGGAAACACCCGACUAAC